Cuculus canorus (common cuckoo) is the source of this 931-nucleotide messenger RNA. It is a transcript of the gene ECH1, whose product is annotated as enoyl-CoA hydratase 1. Gene Ontology annotation, molecular function: delta(3,5)-delta(2,4)-dienoyl-CoA isomerase activity. Gene Ontology annotation, cellular component: mitochondrion. Lineage: Eukaryota; Metazoa; Chordata; Aves; Cuculiformes; Cuculidae. The record is from RefSeq and is a predicted model, not a curated record. The coding region runs from base 36 to 899 and encodes 287 amino acids. The transcript is spliced from 10 exons.
CCCUCGCCGGAAGUGACGUUUCGAGGGGCGGGGCGAUGGCGGCGGGGAUCGGACGGCAGGGCCUGGCGGGGGCUCUGCGGGCGCUGCGGGUGUCGCGGCCGCGGGAGCAGCUGCUGUUGGUGGAGCUGAACCGACCGGACAAGAGGAACGCCAUGUGCUCCGCCUUCUGGAGGGAGAUGGUGGAAUGCUUCCAGGACAUCGCUCAGGACUCCUCGACUCGCGCCGUUGUCAUCGCCGGAGCCGGAAGCGUCUUCACUGCCGGGAUCGACCUCUCGGACUUGGGUCGGGAGUUUCUGGCUGUGGAGGGCGAGGACACGGCUCGGAGAGCCUGGAAACUGCGCCAGAAGAUCCAGGAGUUCCAGGAGACCUUCUCGGUGCUGGAGAAGUGCCCGAAGCCCGUGAUCGCGGCUGUGCACGGAGCCUGUAUCGGAGCCGGAGUUGACCUCAUCUCUGCCUGUGACAUCCGCUACUGCAGUGAGGACGCCUGGUUCCAGGUGAAGGAGGUGGACAUUGGGCUGGCGGCCGACGUGGGCACUCUCCAGCGUCUCCCCAAGAUCCUGGGCAGCCAGAGCCUCGUCAACGAGUUGGCCUUCACGGCGCGGAAGCUCCUGGCUCCGGAGGCUCUGACGUGCGGGCUGGUCAGCCGAGUCUUCCCGGACAAGGAGACGCUGUUGGACGGAGCUUUGGACUUGGCCUCGGCCAUCGCCGCCCGCAGCCCCGUGGCCGUGCAGGGCACCAAAGUCAACCUGCUCUUCUCCAGGGACCACCCCGUUUCCGAUGGGCUCCGCUUCAUGGCGACGUGGAACAUGGCGAUGCUGCAGACUGAGGAUGUGCUGAAGUCGGCGCAGGCGGCGCUGGAGAAACGCGGCCCCGAGAGCGUCACCUUCGCCAAACUCUAAACGGGCCGUGAGGAGCCCGGGCGGCCGCACCA